AUGAGGUUAGUUGGGCUCAAGCUUAAGUCGUUUAUACCACAAUCUAGAACAAGCCUUUCUGGAAACAGCCACGGUUAUCUUCUCAUUGUAUAGUCUAGAGAUUAGUGAUGGAGGAGGGUUUAACAGGCAAGACCAGUGGAAGUCGGGUUGAGAACAGAGUCGAGAAAGAAACCGUGAAUGUUCAAACAAGAAGGAAGGUCAACGUUGGAGAUCUGAUAUGGGUUAAGCUCAGUGAAGCGUCAUGGUGGCCUGCACAGAUUGCUGAUGAGAAUUUGGUAAGUUCAGCCAAUAAACCUAGCCGUAAAGGUUUAAACAGUGUUAUUCUUGCUCGGUUAUAUGGAUCUUAUAUAUACAAGUAUGUGGACAUUUAUCGUUCUAGUGCUGAGUUUAAGAGUAUGCUAAUAAAGAACAACUUCAGUUACUAUGAUAUUCUAAAGAAGUCUUUGGAGCAGGAUCUUCCUCGCUUAAGUUCCAGCAAAUCAACGAAACGACAACAAUCUAAAUCCGAAGCGGGUUGGGAUGUUGCAAGGCAUUCUCCGAAGUGGGUGACAGUGCCCGAAAUGGUUCAACCUUUAAAACGGACAAAGAAAUCCGCGUCCAAUGAGUAUAGUACGAGUGCUUUGGACCCACAUUGUUACAUUGACCUCGACAAGGAGGAUGAGGAGGAAGUACCUGAAGAACCGCAACACCCGCCUGGGAGGAAUGGAUGGAAACAGACGUCGUUAACUUUACCCAAAGAUGACAGUAUAGACUCUUUAGCGGGUGAGUUGUCCCAGUUUAACGAGAUACAAUCGGAAAGAAUUCUGUUGAAGGAAAAGUUAAGCCAAGAAGCGAUCGAGAGGGAAGAUUUUAAAAUCCUGACUACUAAAACCGAUCAUCUUACGUGAGCGGUCAUUCGAGUGGCAGGAUUGUUGAAAGAAAAUGUUGCAAAAAAAGAUGUUUAGUAGUGUAUAUUAUUAUGUAAUGUUUUUUAUUAUUAGUGUAAAGUUUUUAUUUUUUUUAUUUUUUAUGGAUUAGGUGAGAUGUGGUCGUGUGUUGUGUCAUAAGGGGUGUAGAUUUACCUACACUUUAGGUGGACUUUGAGUGUGAUUGUCUUACUACAUGUAUAUGAAUGUGUUGUUUUAUAAUGUUA
This is a messenger RNA of Helianthus annuus (common sunflower), 1132 nucleotides long. Its product is annotated as histone-lysine N-methyltransferase NSD3. The transcript is spliced from 7 exons. Bases 108 to 887 code for a protein of 259 amino acids. The record is from RefSeq and is a predicted model, not a curated record. NCBI's taxonomy places the organism in Eukaryota, Viridiplantae, Streptophyta, Magnoliopsida, Asterales, Asteraceae.